Cannabis sativa is the source of this 1083-nucleotide messenger RNA. RefSeq lists its product as uncharacterized. The transcript has 2 exons. The record is from RefSeq and is a predicted model, not a curated record. The coding region runs from base 1 to 1083 and encodes 360 amino acids. Lineage: Eukaryota; Viridiplantae; Streptophyta; Magnoliopsida; Rosales; Cannabaceae.
AUGGUGAAGAAGAAAAGGGUUGGCCGAAAGCCAGCCAUCCCUGCUACAGAGGUCAAAAUCACAGGAGAGGAUGUCCCUUUAAGCCAAAUAGAGGGAAUCGAACCAGAGUUAAGUGAGGAAUUUCAUGACUCAAUCGAAGAAUUAGCACCAGAGAAUGGAACGGAGAGAGGCGAUUUGGAGCAGAAUGUUCGAGAGAUGCAGCAGGCUGGGCUAAUCCACCGUUUAAGAGUGUUUGAAGGAUUUGUUAAGAGGAUUUGGGGUAAUCUAGGGAUUGAUAAGGUGGUUCGGAUGCACUCUGGAUGCACUUUAGUCAAUUUUCGAGAUGAAGCAACUCGUGACCUUAUUUUAGAAGCAGGGGUUAUUCACUUUGAUAGGAAACUGGUGGUGCUUAGGCCUUGGUCUACUGAAAUUGAUGCAAUGAAAAUGGUGAAUUCUGUUCCGGUGUGGAUAAGGUUGAAUGGAUUGGGGAUGCAUUAUUGGGGGAAGAAGAAUCUAAGUGCUUUAGUUAGCACAAUAGGCAAGCCAAUCAUGAUAGACAAAGUGACUCAAGAAAGGUCUAUGGUGAAAUUUGCUCGUGUUCUUGUGGAUAUUGAGAUAUCGGAUGAACCUCCAAAAACUAUUUCUUUUAUCAAUGAGAAAAAGCAACUGGUGGAACAAACUAUAGAGUAUGAAUGGCUCCCAACCACUUGUGCAGCUUGUGCUGGUUUGGGGCAUACGGUUGUCAAUUGUAACAAGGAAAAGAAGGUAGUGUGGAAGAAGAAAUCAGUGGCUGAGAAAACUGCUCCUAAAGAGCAAGGAAAUGAUCAUGGGGACACAGGGAACACUUCAGAAAAAAAUUUAGAAGCUGCCCAACUGGAAAAAGAAGAUCAGAAGGAGAAUAAAGAGGGGAAUAUGGAUAAUGUUGAAGCAAGCAGUAAAUGGCUAACUCCUAAGAAAAAAGCUGUGAGAAAUACUGAGGUAAAAAUGGCAAAAGAGGUUCCAAAAGAGGUCAAUUCAAGCAAUGGUUAUGCUGUAUUACAAGCUACGGAAAGUGAUGAGAUUAUGGUUCCCCCUACUAAGACAACUCUUGAUGGAUGCAAAUAA